This is a messenger RNA of Neoarthrinium moseri, 1047 nucleotides long. RefSeq lists its product as uncharacterized. Bases 1 to 1047 code for a protein of 348 amino acids. Gene Ontology annotation, molecular function: ATP binding; protein kinase activity. Gene Ontology annotation, biological process: protein phosphorylation. The record is from RefSeq and is a predicted model, not a curated record. NCBI's taxonomy places the organism in Eukaryota, Fungi, Ascomycota, Sordariomycetes, Amphisphaeriales, Apiosporaceae. The transcript has a single exon.
AUGACCGAGCAUCCAGCCUACCAAGUUGCAGCAUGGAUGGUCCACGAUGAGGACGACGACGGCGAACUCGAAAUCAGGACCAACAACGGUCGAACCUUCUAUUGUAGCAUUGAUCCAAACGAUUUCCAACGCUCCCCGAAUGUCAAGGAGGCAUACAUGCGCUGCCUAAACCUGCUUCGAUCAGGCGACCUGUGCACUGACGACGGUUUUUCAGUAAAUGAGGCACUGGACUGGAUGCUGAGCCUGUUUAGCCCUCUCGUCUGUCAGCUCGCGCCCUUGUUGCACCAGGUGUCGUCGUUAAGUUCGCAAACCACCCUGGCGCAGUAUCUCUACGCACCGAUGUUCUUUUGCGGCGUUAAGGCCGUAAACGAAAAGGUAACUCCCUAUACCUUGAAGGAACUGGAUUACGGCCUUGGUCCCCGCAGUAUAUUUGUCCGCAGGGAACCAUUUUUGAAAGAUCUGAGCGCAUGGACACGGUGCUAUACCCCAGAGGAUGUCGUCUUGUCCUACGACAGAGUUGAGGACAUCCUGAUCAAGUACCCCCGAAAGGUGGUUGUUGUUAACGAGAAUCAACAAGCAGUCACCUGCUUUUACAAACCUUGUGAAGGAUCAGCAAGCACCCUUCGAGAGCUCAAGACCUUCCGGAAGCUCAAGGUUACGUCUGCUAGCAACCCUCUUUCGGCUGGCACCCGCUUCAGUCGCCUGCACGGCAUUGUUGUCUCACGCGAUGGGAAAGAGCUGUUUGGAAUGCUAUUCUACUGGAUAAAUAUUGCAGGCUUGCUCUCACCGGAGCAAGCUGCGCAAACCUCGGCCCAAAGGCGGCAGAGCUGGGCGAGAGAUAUGAAACGAUCGGUGAAGGAGUUGCAUGCGAGGGGCAUCGUUUGGGGGGAUGUGAAGGCUGCAAACGUUCUUAUUGAUACCCACAUGAAUCUUUGGAUCACAGACUUUGGCGGAGGUUGCACGCCCGGUUGGGUAGAUCGGGAGAAAGCUGGGACGAUAGAGGGAGAUUGGCAAGGUUUGGCUAGGAUAUUGUCUUUCCUCGAAUAA